AUGAAACGAGCCGCCGACACCGUUCUUAAAGGUGUUACUGUGACCAAUGCUUUCCGUAGCAGUAUUUCCCGUAGGGACAGUGAUGAUUUGCCCGCGAAGGAUCGGGAUGACCCCUUAGAGGGGCCACAGUUCCUUAAUCUGGGUGGGUUGGAGAUUCCCUACGUGGCGAGAGGGCUGAACCGCUUCGAGAAGCUCUAUCUGCGUUCUGCUGAGUACGGGGAUGUAAACACAGCUCGACGUCUGAUUGACAAUGCAAAACAAUAUAAUAUCAAUGUCAACUGCACUGAUGAUAUGGGCAGAGGAGCCAUAAGAAUCGCUAUCGAGGCGGAACAAAUUGAGCUACUACAGAUGUUGCUCACUUAUGAGGUGAUUGACUUAAAGGAUUGUCUACUUCAUGCGAUUUCUGAAGAGAAUGUUCAAGCCGUGGAACUCAUCCUACAGGCUCAGAGUGAGCGCCAACACCGAAAGAACCUGAAGGGACUUCUGGGUCACAUAGAGUCGUCAAUCUUCACCCCUGAUAUCACACCUCUGAUAUUGGCAGCUCAUCGCGACAACUACGCGAUUAUCAAGAUCCUCAUUGACCGAGGCAACAAGAUAACCAAGCCUCACGAGCUGCGAUGUGCCUGCAACGCCUGCGUGCAAGCCAGCAGGGAGGACAGUCUGCAGCACUCAAAAUUGCGUAUUAACGCUUAUCGGGCUCUGUCGAGCCCCUGCUUCAUUGCUUUGUCCAGCACUGAUCCCAUUCUUACUGCCUUUGAACUCAGCUGGGAGACUAGGCGACUGGGUCGUCUGGAGAACGAGUUUAAGGAUGACUAUGAAAAACUAUCUCAAAAUUGUGAGGCUUUUGCCACCGCACUACUGGCUCAAACACGAGGCUCUACAGAGCUAGCCAUUGUCCUCAAUUACGAUUCCGGAGGUGGUAAAAACGAGGAUACCAUGUUCUAUGGCGUUCGCAGUGACUCCACCGGACAGACAAUGCAACUCUCGCGACUACGACUUGCCAUAAAAUACAAGCAGAAACAGUGUGAGUCAGUGCGGUUAGCUGCCCUUGAUUGCAGCAUGGGCCGAACUUCUGAAAUGCCGGAUGUUCGUGAAUGCUUGUGUUCACUGUUCACGUGGACUAAUUGGUCUCCGGUGCCGUUGUGGGAGCAGAGGUUAUGCGUGGAUGAGACGUGGGUGAAGGGGCUGGCAUUCGGCAAGUUGACUGAAUGCUCACAGUACAAAAUGGAAGUUCUUUUGACCCUAGUGGCUCUACGCAUAGAGUUUUACUUGACGAACCAGCUUGAACAACGGAUGAGUUGUAGGGACCCGGCGCCGUCUUUCUUCGAGGCCUUUGCAAUAGUCUUUGUUGUGGGAUUUGUCUGGCAAGAGAUUACCAAUAUUUGGACGCUGGGUAUAAGGGCCUACAUCAGUGAUAUGUGGCACCUCCUGGACUUUGCUCAAAAUUCCCUCUAUAUCUCAACCAUUGCGCUACGCUUUGCAGCCUGGCUCAGAGUUUGGGCCUACGGAGAGCCAUCAAUUCUGGAUCGCAGCAAGUGGGACGCCUACGACCCCAUCCUCAUCUCUGAGAGCCUCUUCGCUAUUGCCAACAUCUUUGCCACGCUCAAGCUGGUCUAUGUUUUCACCGUCAGUCCACAGCUUGGACCACUGCAGAUCAGCCUUGGUAGAAUGUUAAACGACAUCGUGAAGUUCUUCUGCGUCUACAUUCUUGUCCUCGUGGCCUUUGCAUUUGGGCUGAAUCAACUCUACUGGUUCUACUCACAUGAAAGGUUCAACAGUUGUCAGGGCGUUCGUUUCAGCCUGGCUGAGGGAAUGAAGGAUGUCUAUGAUUACUGCAUCACUCGUGGACGAUACCUUACCAAUCUCUUCGAAAUAGCUCAAUCCCUCUAUUGGUCUACCUACGGUCUCAUAGAUCUCACAAAUUUUGAUCUGGAAUAUCCGCACUCUUUCACCGAAUUUAUUGGAAAGCUUAUAUUCGGAACCUACUCCUGUAUCGCGUUCAUUGUUCUCCUCAAUAUGCUCAUUGCGAUGAUGAACAAUUCUUAUCAACAAAUUUGGGAACAAGCGGAUACUGAGUGGAAGUUUGCCCGCUCAAAGCUGUGGAUCAGUUACUUUGCUGAGGGCUCUGCUCUUGCGGUCCCCUUUAAUCUCCUUCCAGGUCGAAACACCUUUAAAUGGCUCUUCAAGUGCUGUCACUGCAAACGUGAUGGGGAUGACAAAUCCGACUUUGAAUGGGACUCGAUUAAGGAAAAGGUGCAAAAGGUGAAUAAGAAGGAGCAGCGUCAUGCGACGGUGAUGCGAGAGUUGGUGAAUCGUUACCUCAUGCAUCGUCAGAUGCAUGUGGACGGCCAGGGUGUAACAGAAGACGAUCUCAACGAGAUCAAAGGCGACAUUAGCGCUUUUCGCUACGAGUUGCUGGACAUUCUGCGCGACAAUGGAAUGAAAGUCGAUUCUGAUGAUCACUUCAGAAAGGUCGGUCGACUACGACGGAGAGCGAGCCGUCGAGUGAGGAAUCCCUCAUGGAAAGUUUCUAAUGCAAAUUUAGAUGAAUUGGAUACGACAGAGGCACCUGAGGAUCUUUAUGAAGGUGUUGGUGUUAGCAAACCAUCUACCCAAGCAACCGGAACUGUACCCUCUGUAGAAAAACCGCAAGAGUUUGGAAAGUCUUUGCCGGUCUCCGAGCAUGCUCCUGCAGGUCCUUCUUACUCAAACCCCGCAUUUGUGCCUGAAAUAGAGAUAAGCACAGCAGAAGAGAAGCCUCCACUACAGACGGAUGACACUAUAGAGACAUCAAACGAUGAUUCGAUAACACAGAAGAGCACGGGGAAACAACAUCGUGAUGUCCAUGCGGUUGAAGGGAGCAGCGUGACUUCACCAUUUGAAAGUGGGGAGAUCUCUGAGCCGACCAGAUUGAAGGAGGUGGACAGGACCGAUUUUGUCUAA
Molecule: messenger RNA, 2943 nt
Organism: Echinococcus granulosus
Lineage: Eukaryota; Metazoa; Platyhelminthes; Cestoda; Cyclophyllidea; Taeniidae
Product: Transient receptor potential-gamma protein
Exons: 12
Coding region: 1-2943 (980 amino acids)
Biological process (GO): calcium ion transmembrane transport; manganese ion transport; regulation of cytosolic calcium ion concentration
Cellular component (GO): cation channel complex; membrane
Molecular function (GO): store-operated calcium channel activity; protein binding; inositol 1,4,5 trisphosphate binding
Source: RefSeq, a predicted model, not a curated record